AUGGAAGGAGAAUCCUUUGGUUUGAUCGUUGGGAUCUCACUUGGUUUGGUGAUCGGUGUGCUGUUAGCUAUGGCAGCAUUCUUAUGCUUUAGGUACCAUAGACAGAAACCUCAGAUUCUCAACAGUGUUUCAAGCAGAAGUGCUACGCUUCCCAUCAGAGAGAAUGGACCUGAUGCUUGCAACAUCAUGUCGGAUUCGACUCUUGGUCCAGACUCACCUAUGAAAUCCUCAAGCAACGGCAGGUCUGUUUGGCUUGCUGGGUUUAGCAAGAGGAGCAAUGUGAUCUCUGCUUCUGGCAUUUUGGAAUAUUCUUACAGGGAUUUGCAGAAAGCAACAUGUAAUUUCACGAAUUUGAUAGGCCAAGGAGCAUUUGGACCUGUCUACAAAGCUCAAAUGUCCACCGGUGAGACUGUUGCUGUCAAAGUUCUUGCCACUGAUUCUAAACAGGGCCAAAAAGAGUUCCACACAGAGGUUAUGUUAUUGGGGAGGUUACAUCACCGUAACCUAGUGAACUUGGUCGGCUAUUGCGCAGAGAAAGGACAACACAUGCUUAUAUAUGUCUACAUGAGUAAAGGAAGCUUAGCUUCUCACUUGUACAGCAAUAAAUAUGAACCGCUGAGCUGGGAUUUGAGAGUAUAUAUUGCUUUAGAUGUGGCACGCGGUCUAGAGUAUCUUCAUGAUGGGGCUGUUCCUUCUGUAAUCCACAGAGAUAUCAAAUCUUCCAAUUUGUUGGAUCAGUCAAUGGGAGCUCGGGUUGCUGACUUUGGCCUGUCUAGAGAAGAAAUGGUAAACAAACAUGCAGCUAACAUCAGAGGAACUUUUGGUUACCUCGAUCCAGAGUAUAUCUCCACAAGAACAUUCACCAAGAAAAGUGAUGUUUAUGGUUUUGGGGUUUUGCUUUUUGAGCUUAUAGCUGGAAGAAACCCUCAACAAGGUCUAAUGGAAUAUGUUGAACUGGCGGCUAUGAAUGCAGAGGAGAAGGUUGGGUGGGAAGAGAUUGUGGAUUCGAGAUUAGAUGGGAGGUUUGAUAUACAAGAAGUGAAUGAAGUUGCGGCUUUUGCAUAUAAAUGCAUCUUUCAUGCACCGAGGAAACGUCCCAACAUGAGGGAUGUUGUGCAGGUUUUGACACGUGUCAUUAAGGUGAGACAUGCCAGAAAACGUCAGAAGAAGGCUCCCUUGCUUCCACCUACGGUGGCGUCUAGUGUUGAGCAGACUGGAGAUAGAUCGGGUCUAUCGGAAAAUCAUAGGAGAGAUAAUUCCAUGGACAGUACACUUGAAGACUAGUGAUGCAUUGUUGUUUGUUUAAACAAAAAGAACAAAAAUAUUUUAUAAUUGUAAUUUAUUACCUUUGUAAUUGGCUUUUUUAUAUUUUUGGGAGGGUGGGUUCUAGGAUGAUUUAUAGACGUAUUGUUAGGAGGAUGUUGAUGGUAACUGAAAAUAGUGAAUGGGAAAUAAUAGGAGCGGAAUACCAAAUACAUCAAAAAUGGAAUAGAUUUUUUUCUAUUUA
This is a messenger RNA of Brassica napus (rape), 1507 nucleotides long. Its product is annotated as calcium/calmodulin-regulated receptor-like kinase 1. The record is from RefSeq and is a predicted model, not a curated record. Gene Ontology annotation, molecular function: protein kinase activity; ATP binding. Gene Ontology annotation, biological process: protein phosphorylation. NCBI's taxonomy places the organism in Eukaryota, Viridiplantae, Streptophyta, Magnoliopsida, Brassicales, Brassicaceae.